Molecule: messenger RNA, 1790 nt
Organism: Prunus dulcis (almond)
Lineage: Eukaryota; Viridiplantae; Streptophyta; Magnoliopsida; Rosales; Rosaceae
Product: transcription factor MYB53-like
Exons: 4
Coding region: 284-1618 (444 amino acids)
Source: RefSeq, a predicted model, not a curated record
UAUGAAAUUUUUUCUCUUAUAGCAUCUCAUGAUCGAUUCAUGAAGAAAACGGAAGGGAUCCAAUGUCAAGCUAUCUUUUCUGCUUUUUUUUUCUUUCCCUUUCCCAAUAAUCAAGAUUCAGAGAGCUUUGUUGUUUCAAGACAUCAUCAUGCAUGCAUGCGUGCAUCCAUCCACCCACACAGACACAGUCACACAGUACUCUAUAUAUACUCCCUGUUACAUGUUCUCACAAUUAAUUAUACAUCUACUCCAAGAAGUAAAAGUAGUUGAUUUUGUUUGAUUAAUGAUGGGGAGAUCAGCAUCAGCAUCAGGUUGGUGUGAUGAAAAGAGCAGCUCAGUAAAGAAAGGGCCAUGGACACCGGAGGAGGAUGAAAAGCUGGUGGAAUACAUAAAAAGAUAUGGGCAUGGGAGUUGGAGAGCCCUGCCCAAGCUUGCAGGCUUGAACAGGUGCGGAAAGAGUUGCAGGCUCAGAUGGACCAACUAUCUCAGGCCUGAUAUCAAGAGGGGAAACUUCUCCCAGGAAGAAGAGCAAACCAUCAUCAACCUCCAUGCUCUUGUUGGAAACAAAUGGUCGGCCAUAGCUAAUAAUCUUCCAGGAAGGACGGAUAACGAAAUCAAGAACUUUUGGAAUACUCAUUUGAAGAAAAAGUUGCUCCAAAUGGGCAUCGAUCCUGUUACCGACAGGCCAAUCACAGCUAAUAAUAGUGAUAAUAUUCAUAAUCUGUACUAUCUCAUGAUCAAUCAUAUUCUCUCCAGUUUGGCACCGCAGUUGCUUGCUUCUUCUGGCACAUGCAGCAGCUUGGCUAAUAAUAAUUUGAUGAUGAAUAUGAAUCCACGGGGUGCUGAUCUCAUGAGGCUCCACUACUCCGACGCCAAAAUCCAAGUCCUGCGAAACAUACUAGUACAACAACUCCUAAGCAGCACUAGCACUCCAAAUCUGGAAGCAGCUUUUAAUUAUCUUUUGCCAUCGUAUUCAUCAUCAUCAGUUCAUGAUCAUAUUGAUCAUGAAUAUUCAAGAGUCAAUAUUAAUCAUUAUAAUUAUUUUCCUCAUCUCCAAGGUUUUGGCAACGGCGGCGCCCCAAUUGGUUUUGUUCCACAAAAUCCCACUCAUGCUAGUGCUCAGCCGUCCAACUUAAGUUCAAACAUUUCAGGCCUACUCAAAGCUCUUCAUGAUCUUGAUCAUAGCCAGCCGCCACGUGCACCACCGGUACUAGUACCAUCCAGCGGCAGCGGGACCGGGACGUCUGAUAAAUUAUUGGGAUAUGAUGAUCAUGCAACCUUCUUCUCUAGUACUACUGGCUCAAACAAGAUUUGUACCAACAACAACAACAACAGAGAUCAUAGCCACCAGCUUCAGCUUGGAGGUAGCUCAUCAUCAUAUGCAACUCCAACAGAUCAAUUACCACUUUUGGUCCGCUCACCUGCACCCUCUCCCGAUACUUCCGCUGCCAAUCCCACUGUGGAAAACAAUAUCUCAAAUACUACUUAUUCAACCACCUUUGAAGCUUGGGGGAAUCCUCCUGAUCUUAUGGAUCACGACGACGACGCAACUAAUCACUCCUACUGGAAACACAUCAUCAUGGACUUAGCAUCUUUGCAGACAUGGCCAAUCUCGUAGAAGAGCUCUCUCAGUUUGAUUUCAGACACGAUAUCUCCAUUAAUUAAUACUACUGUAGAUCAAAUCAAUAAGUUACCAUUAUGGUUGAUUAGAUAGUUUCAUUCAUGUUGAUCAUGUAAAUGUUUUAGUUUAUUGCAUUGCAGCAUUCGAUCAGCUUGAAGUGAUUGCUAUA